Molecule: messenger RNA, 3364 nt
Organism: Micropterus salmoides (largemouth bass)
Lineage: Eukaryota; Metazoa; Chordata; Actinopteri; Centrarchiformes; Centrarchidae
Gene: thap7
Product: THAP domain containing 7
Exons: 5
Coding region: 1033-2760 (575 amino acids)
Biological process (GO): regulation of DNA-templated transcription
Cellular component (GO): nucleus
Source: RefSeq, a predicted model, not a curated record
UUUGUUUUUCGUGUAAACUGCUGCUACUGCAACUUCCCUUCGGGAUGAAUACAUUGUCUUCUUUGGAGUGUGCUGCGGGUUAUAAAUAAAGUUUUUUCUUUACAAAAAAAAAAAGGGUGACGACAAAAUGAGGAAGACGGAUGAAAGAACAGAUCCGCCAUCUUUGUGAGGUCGACAUCUGCAGUGCAGGGGUAAUAUUUUAGAAUGUAUAAAUGAUAUACUGAACCGAAAACUGUAAGUCAACUUGAGUCCAUGACUUUUACACCGAGUUAGCUUGUUACAUGAUGUCACAUUAGCGUGACAACGUUAGCUGGCAGCAGGGAAAGGACGUGUCAGCAGCUGCAUGAUAAUAGCGUGAAGUUACCCAGUAACGUUAUUCCCUGUUUCACUGAAAUAUCUCCAAAGCGAAUGCGCUUGGCGGUAAACUGAUUAACAGUUUUAAAUGCAGUCGUAACGAGGAGACACACCGCUGGAACCGCCGGCGGGCCACAAAAACAGCGUUUCACAUGCUGGACGUAAAACGUUGAUAUAUUGAACGUUAGGUCUAUUUUCUUUCCUAAACAUUUCGCUGGCUAGACACUGUUUGUUUAUGUUUCCCUAAGCGUUACAGCAGCCAAUGCUAUCAACGCUGCCUAUUCUUCUUCUUCUACUCCUUCUUUUACUCCUAGGGAGGUUUUAGCAUGGGUUUUAGGCAGUUGUUAUCCACGGUGUUGCGUUACUGCCACCUUCAGGUUUCAUUCGUCUUUAAAGUCUUUUUGUCGUCCUUAAAAAUCAAAGCCUUCCCUCCCUGGAACACGGUGUCGCCAUCCAGAUAUUCUCCUAACACUGUCCACUCACUGUGUCCUCAUGUCUUGUCCUCCCUGUGUCCACGUCCUGCAUGAUGUCUGGAUAAGCUGGACCCAUGGCAGAGCACACAGACCCUUUGGAUGUUUUCCUGUGAUGAGCAGUGUUCUCAGUCUGCGUAAAUACCUGCUCUCUGCGUUUUGUUCCCCUGCUUCUCAGUUCACCUGCCUUGUUUUGGAUUGAGCGUAAAUGUCUCCCUGUUGUUGUGUUAUGUCAGUCCUGUUGUCACUGAUGCCAAGACAUUGCUCAGCAGGUGGCUGCAAAUCUCGGGACAACCGGCAGACUCGUAAUGCUGGCAUCACUUUUCACAAAUUACCCAAAGGAGCAACUCGGAGGAACCUUUGGAUCACCAACUCCCACCGUGCAGACUACUGGGACCCUCAGACCGACUUUGUCUACUUUUGCUCCAAACACUUCACCCCAGAAAGUUUUGAACUGACUGGAUGCAGCGGGAUCAGAAGACUAAAGGAAGAUGCAUUUCCUACAGUAUUUGAUUCCUCUUCAACUACCAAAUGCAAAAGACCAGGAACACUGCAGAAACGAGAAGACGUUCCUGUCAGGAAGAAUCCCGGCAACCAGGAGAAUCCUCAGCAGGAGAGAGACAUGGGUCAGACUUCAGAAGAACCCACAGUUCAGAGGUCAGUAGCAGCAGCUGGGGAGGCCAAUGAAAACAAACCAGCAUCUUCUCAAGAGCUGCCAGGGGUGGAGCACCUCUCACAGGAAGAACGAAGUCCUUCGCCACCGUCUCAGCCCCUCUCCCCGUCACGUUAUAUGAGGCGCCUGCCCCCUCCUCCAGGCUUCUACCUGUCGAAGGAGCACAGCUAUGCACAGCUCUUCCCCCUGCUGUGGAGGAGACGUUUCGACCAGGCUAUUGACUGCUUGGAGAAGGCCUUGCGACAGCUGCACGCAGCCAGGCGGAGGGAGAACCGCCUGCGAAGCACUGUGCUGAGGCUCCGUGAUAAACGGCUGAAGCAGGCUCUGCUUGUGUCACGAGAUGGUUGUCAAAACAGGGGGAGCUGGACACCCGGGGGGGAGAAGGGACGAGGCAAAGGAGGCUCUAACCAGGAGGAGAGUGAGACUGAUGCUAUAGCUGAGGAUACAGGGGUGUUUGAAGACAGUUGUGUGGAUCAGAUAGAGUUUGAGGGUCAUUUUCUUCAAGACACCAACAGCUGGUCUGAGAAGGAGAAGGGAUACUGCUUUUACUGUGGAAGAGGACAGGUGCAGGUUGGUGGUCAGGUAGCAUGCAGAGUUUCAAAGACUGUCAAAGUAGACCAGCCUGUUAUGCAUGAGGACUCUGUUGAAACCAGUUCUUGUAGCACAGCUGAAAAUGCCAACGACAUACAGAUAGUUAGCUUGGAAAGACGACCUUGGAAAGCUGUAGAAACCAGUGACUCGGAUGCAACAAAGUCUCAAGUCCUGCUCCAAACUGAAGGUCUUCAGCAUGUGAUCCCUGCUGGAGUCACUCUGCCUGUAAUCCAUGAGCAGAGUUUGCAGUUUUUAGGCUCUCAGCAGAAUUUGCUCUCUGACACGUGUGAAGGGGAUAUCGAGGCUGCGGUUCCGGAGCAUCACCCGAACCUGCAGCAGCAGCUGUUUUGGAUCCAGGGCAGUGCUGAGGGACAGGUCAUUCUGGUGCCUGCCUCUGCUGAAGACGGAUUGAAAAACAUUCUCAAGAUGGAGGGAGUUGCUGUCGAAGCACGAACCAUACUGGUGUCACAAGCGGACCUUAAAGGAGACUUGGGACACAUGACAGAAACCAGUGGGGCUCUGUCCAGAGAUGAAGCAGCGUGUGACAGUGAACAUAGUGACCAGCAGUCUGCAAACAACACUGCAUCGGUGAUGAGAGAAAAUGUGAGGGAGAAACUGAAAGAACACCUAGAGGGAUUUCACCUUCAGCUCAGCACUGAGUUUAUAAACUGACAGGAAUUCUGAAUAAAUGCACCAGUCAUUUUGUUAGCCCAGAUUCAAUAACUGAAGGACCAUUGUUUGCGUCAGUCUUUUCUGCUGGAAUAGUUGAAUAUGCUGUGUGUUGUGGAGACCUGAAUGUGACAGCAGAGAAUCAACAGUAGUCAGAUACUGUAAAGAGGCGUUCUGAGUGUUUUUGUGUGCAGACCCGAAAAAACAGUGAAUGCAUCGUACUAAUGAGUCCUGUGUGUAUAUCACAGCCUGAUAUCUCUACGUCCUCUGAGCCAUAGAGCUCCAUUGUUGUCCAAAAACUGCGUAAAACCAUCAGUGAGCCUCACUGCUGCACCGGGUGACAUGUUACUCCAUCAGCAUGAACACACACACCACACGUCCUGCUGUCCCAAAUACUCACUAGAGCGCCACAUGGAUAAAUCCGCCGCUAAAGAUAGUUCCCAACAAAUUCAUUAUUUUCUCCUGUGUGUCAUGUUUGUUCAAAAUGAUAUUGUCCAGCUGUUUCAGGAGACUACUGAGCCUUUGAAAAAGAAUUCAGCUAUAUAUAUUCUGAGGUGUUUUUAAAUGUGCUGGAGGUGAGAAAGUAUUAAGAGACGCAUUAACAGAU